AUGGAAGAUGAGCAAGCCGAGAGCGGUCCUCAGACGGCAGAAAGAAGAAAGAAGCGACAGCGCCGCAAAACGCCACUGCCAAUGGACGAAGUGACUCUUAUCGUCCCAUCCACGCUUCCUGCCACUCCGCCAGUAUCUACCGAGAGACCAAAGAAGCGCCAGAGGCGUCAGCCCCGAGAGACUCCCGCUAAACUGAAGCCAAAGACACGUGCUGCAAACACAAUGCCAAAGAACGUGUCUCCUGUCCCGAUACAGGUUACCACCUCUCCAGAACUUGGGUCCAGUCAGCCAGCCGAGGUGAUCUUCGAUGCUAGCUUCGAGGAUCUCUAUCCCCAGAAUCACAGCCCUGCCCCUGCUGAGACCGUUGUUCCAUAUGAUGAAGAGCAGGACGAGAGCAGUGGAGCGGGGUCAACCCAUUCGACAGGAAUGACCACGCCGAGCACCGUUCCAAGCCCUCGACGCAUCUCCAGCACCCAGGUCCCUGUUUUGUCGCACCCGCCUAUUCCCCGGCCUCCAUCUACCCCUUUCAUAUAUGACGAAGUGCAAGAUUCUGUUGAAUCGAUUACCGCUACUCGACCUCCGCUCAUGCGAGACCUAUCUACUCUCGUGCCCAAAAUUGUGUCCAGGCGCGACGAGGAUAUUGGUCAUCGGCUGCAGGACAUUCACAAGCGAGUUGUGUCGUACCUACAAGACAAAGAGAAGGAUGUCGCCUCCGUCGCCUCCACAUACCUCAAGAAUGGCGCCCGUUGCGUGGAUCGCCUCCAUAACCGGUUUGCAAAAGAGCGUCAAGUCCUCCUACAGAGACUGUAUGAAGAUAGGGAUACGUUUAGCAAGUCUCUUAGCACUGCGAAGCGCGGCCUUCGUGAGGCUGCGAAAGAUCGACAGCGAGUCCUGAAGGAGCUGGACAGGAAUGCCAAGAAGCGACAGCAGGGUUGCUCCAAUGAAGUAAAUCGUAUCAAGGAUAUUGCAAAGAGAGUCCAAGCUGGAGGUUGA
Cordyceps fumosorosea ARSEF 2679 is the source of this 993-nucleotide messenger RNA. RefSeq lists its product as hypothetical. Lineage: Eukaryota; Fungi; Ascomycota; Sordariomycetes; Hypocreales; Cordycipitaceae. Bases 1 to 993 code for a protein of 330 amino acids. The record is from RefSeq and is a predicted model, not a curated record. The transcript is spliced from 2 exons.